UAACCGUUACACUGGCGUCUCGCGGAGUCGCGGUGAGCCGGAGACAGCAGCAGAAUCGGAAACCGCGCAAGGCGAGAGCGAGACGACUACGCAAAGCAAAAGCUCCCACCUAAAACCAAACCAGAACCUAUCGUCGUCGUCGACUCCAGGGAAGCUCGCCUCCCGACUCCGCUCUGCUCUUCCCACCAACAAACACCACCGCGCUCCACGCCACCAUCGGCCGGCGUCCGGCGGCGACCGAGCCAGCUUAUCAGCGCAGCGGCCAAAUAAAGAGCGGGAUGCCGGGGCCAGGGGCGCACCUGCUGUACGCUCUGUCGGGCGGCGCGGCGCUGUCUCGGGUCGCCGGCCCGGACCGCCGCUUCGGGCCGCACCACUGCGCCGUCUACGCAGCGAACGCGUUCCUCGGCCCGGACCUCGGCUCCUUCGCGGAGUGGCUCUGCUCUUUCCUCCCGUCGGCCUCCGCAGCGGGGGACCUCGCCAUGGCCGCCGUGCACCACCCCUUCUACUACCCGCUCCUCCUCGGCCUCCCGCUCGCCUGGGCCUACGCCUGGCUCUCCCGCCGGCUGCUUCGCGCCGGCGUCCUCGACUCCCCCUCCGGGGUGCCAUUAAGAACGAGGCAGUGUUUCUUGCUGAUCUCUGCCGGCUCGCUCUCUCACUUUUUCUUGGAUCACUUGUUUGAGGAGAAUGGACAUUCUACAAUGUACACUUGGAUCCUGAGCACUGGUUGGUGGAAAGGUCGUGCUCCUAUCAAUCCAGAUGCAGUGCUCGUCGUAGGACUUCUUUGUACUUGCCUCAUGGGGGGGUUUGUGUACAUCAACAGAGUGAAGCAUGGAAGGUCUGCAGCAGAAAAAUCAAACCAGUCUUUCUUUCUCAUCCUGAUGAUAGCCACCCUGUACUGUAUGUGGUGUGCCAGUCAGAUAUACUUGCGGCAACCCCCUCAACCUGCUAUUGGCGAAGAAGCUGAUCUCGGAGUGAUAAUAUUUCUUGCCAUUUAUCUUUUUCUCCCGCAUGGCUUGUGCGUCCUUUCGAUGAAUCAAAAGGAUUAUACAGACGCACUGAAUGAACUGCCACUUCAAUAAUUUGUGUCGUUAUUGUGCAUUUUCUUCCAAUCUGUGCAGAAUAUCAGUUUACUAACAGUCUGGUUUCUGCAUUAUGUUGUAAUUAGAUUUAAUUCUACCUGGAUGAUUGCUAGUGCACCUACGUAUAGCCCUGUAAUUCUUGAAACAUAUAUUGUUAUGGAAUAAAGUUAUAUGGAUGGCAUUGACUUCUGUUGAAAAAGAAUUUCAUGUUUUUCAUUGGGCAUAUGGAGGUGGAUCAUAUGAUUGGUAGUCAAGGCACCCAUGACCAUAUUUUUCAUUUGGCAUAUGUCUGCCAAGCUAAUUAUCCAUGUUGUGCACUUACCGGUGUUUCCUUUUGUAGUAAGUUGAGAGGGAGCAUAUUCACUUGGAUCAUCGUAGUGAAUUCAAGUGCUGCAUUAAACUCAUUAUCAUUAUCUGGAUCAUUGUCUUUUCUAAGAGAUCUCAAGAGCCUUCUCAAGCCUUGAUACAACUUGCUUCAUGGAUGGCCGUUGCUUCUUGUGGCCAGUGCAUAACAGAGCAAGCUUCAAACUGAGAUCAAAUGCCUCCGUUGAAUAAUCUCCAUUCAACCUAGGAUCAGCAAACUCCGAUACAUUGCCAUCUUGGAUAAGUGUAGAGGCCUGGGAACGACAGGAGUUGCAGGAGCACCAUGCCGUAGCUAUACACAUCCCCUGCAGCAUUCACCCUGUGGUUGUGGCGGUAUUCUGGAUCAACAUAGCCAAACGUUCCUCUGACUUCCGAGCUUACAUGUGACACACCUAAGUCCAUGACUCUUGAGAGUCCAAAAUCCGACAGCUUGGGUUCCAUGUCAACCCCAAGAAGUAUAUUGGUUGGCUAUCAUAUAUAGAAAGUAUGAGUUUGACUAAACAUGAAUCUAUAGAUGCACUGAAGCCUUUCAGAUCAUGCAACAAACCUUGAUGUCACGGUGAACAAUGCAGCCUUCAGGAUAUAUGUGCAGGAACCAAAGGCCACAAGCACUUCCAAGUGCUAUCUGAAGCCUCUGAAUCCAUGAAAGGUUCUUAUCUUUUCCUACAAUCAAAUUACUCUUUUCUUCAGUUAUGCAAUUAAUGUAUAGACUUCUAGAGUUCUGCUCAUCACUUUAAAUGUUUAGCUAUGUUGUUACUCACCAAAUAACCAUUCUGAUAGAUUACCGUUGACGCACAGCUCAUACACAAGAAAACACUCCUCUUGCCCGUCACAGUAACCUCUUAAUGACACAAGAUUUGGGUGCCUGACAUGUGACAGGCUUUUAACUUCCCUUAGGAAGGUUUCUGCAUGCUCAUUCUUAACGAUGUGCUUCACUGCAACAGGCCAGCCAUUUGCAAGCACUCCUCUGUAUACCUUCCCUGGAACCACAAGAGGAACAAGUUGCACACCGUAAAGAACAACAUACUUUAAUAGUAUGGUUUCUAAGUCUCAUGUUCUUGGAUGAAAAAUAUACUUUCUGCUUGCUUUAUGGUACAGAUACCAUAACCGUGAAUCAGCUAUUAUGGACGCGUACCUGCAAUACCCUGUCCAAUGAUGUUUGAUGGACUCAAGCUUUCAGUUGCUGUGUAUAUUUCUUUGAUCGACAUCGGCUUGCAGGUAGUCUCCUCAUACUCAAGGGAUGUCACCGCAACCUCUGCAAGAAAAAAUAACAUGUGCGACUUUAAAAUAGCAAUGGCCCCAAUUAUCACCCCAGCAAUGAGGCAUCCUAGCAACGCUUCAUAUCCUGCUGAUAAAUUUUGAGGAGCUCAAAUCUUGAAAGAUCAAGUAGAAAGGCAUGGGAGAGAGAGGCACACUUUGUCUUCUUCAACUGUCUGUUGGUUUUUUUACUGCUGUUCAGCUUGAUGUUGAUUGAUUUGUUGGAUAUGUGGAUGGGAGUGAUCCUGUCCUAUUUCAUUUCAAAAAGAUGAAGACUAAAUUGCAUGACGCCAUCAAAUGUAGGCUCCUUAGUAAAUUACUAUUGGUGGGAGAAUUUGAUACCAUAUUGCUUCAACUGUAUUUAUAUGCCUUGAGAUUUGAUACCGUGUCAUUUCACAUUUCAAUUUGAACAGUACCUUUAGGAUUUGAUACUGUGUUGUUUCAGCUUUCAACAGUAUAUAUAAUACCUUCGAGUGCUUCUUGA
Messenger RNA from Sorghum bicolor (sorghum), 3183 nucleotides. RefSeq lists its product as uncharacterized. Bases 279 to 1079 code for a protein of 266 amino acids. The transcript is spliced from 9 exons. The record is from RefSeq and is a predicted model, not a curated record. NCBI's taxonomy places the organism in Eukaryota, Viridiplantae, Streptophyta, Magnoliopsida, Poales, Poaceae.